Closterium sp. NIES-67 is the source of this 1194-nucleotide messenger RNA. The record is from the annotation of a GenBank genome assembly. Lineage: Eukaryota; Viridiplantae; Streptophyta; Zygnematophyceae; Desmidiales; Closteriaceae.
GUAUUACAGUAAUAGCCCCUAAUUCUCUCACUCUCUGCCAUCUGUUCUAGAGUCAAGACUCCCCAUUUUCGUAUCCCUCUGCUCUGCUACUUUCGGCCCUCUGCCUCUCUCCUCGACAGCCGCAUCACGCCCUGUCCUCCAUCCGUAUUCGUUCGUUCCGAAGCCCAUCGGCGCACCGUCCGGAUGGCGUGCGUUCUUCCGCAAGCGGCCGCUCUCUCCAGCCUCGCCGCCUCUCGCGGCGGCCAGGGCGGCGCGCUCAAGCAUGCAGAAUCCGCUAAGAGCCGCUUCGCGACCAGAGUCGUCCCGUCUGUGAUUUGCUCCGCGCAAUGGAAAGUGAACGAGGCGCCAAUCACACGCCGCCAUCUGUCCCUCCUCAUCGCCACUUCUUCCGCCGCUCUCACCCUCCCCGACUCCGCCUCCGCGCGCUCCCGGGGGGAGGGCAAGCGGGAGGCGCUGGACCGCGUCCGGGACGAGGCGCUGGCCCGAGAGCGGGAGGCGGAAGCCGCGGUGGAGGCAGCAGCGGCGGCGGAGGCGGCGGCAGAAGUGGAAGCAGCUGCACUUGCGGAAGCCGCGUCGGACGCGGAGGUCGCGGGGGAAGGCGCGGCGGAAGCCCCAGCGAAAGAUGUCGCGGCAGAUGGUGGUGCGGAGAUGGUCGCGGAGACAGCAGAGAGUGGCGGAGAGGCGGGGGAAGGGGCGGGGGCGGAAGCUGCUCCUGCUAAUGCCACCCCUGAUGCAGUUGCUUCUGACGAAGGUGACAGUAACGGGUCUGAGGCGAAGAGUCCUCGGGAAAUGAUGGGGGACAUGAUGGAAGAUGUGAUGGACAUGAUGGAUGACAUGAUGGAAGGGGUCUCGUCCAUCAUGGGUAAGCUGCGGUCGCUCACCCCUACCAGCGGAUCGUCAUAGGUUGAUGCAUGGCGGAUUAGUAUGUAUGCUGGGACUGGGGAAACGGGAAGGGUGAGUGAAAGAGGGGGGGGGGGGCUUGGGGGAGGGGAUGGGGGGUGGUGGGGAGGGGUAGGCAAGUCAAUCAAAGGUUUUGGGGAGAGUUUGCUUUCGUGAGCCCCAAGCAUGAGUCAGCUGCUGAUGUUGAGGGAUCUGCAGUGGCACGCAAGGCUUAUUGAUUCUUCAUAACUACCAAUUGAAUUUCCUCUUGUUUAUCCACGUCAUUGAGCAAAGCAAUAAAUGCACAGGGUUGUG